This is a messenger RNA of Syngnathus acus (greater pipefish), 755 nucleotides long. RefSeq names its product trypsin-2-like. Gene Ontology annotation, molecular function: serine-type endopeptidase activity. NCBI's taxonomy places the organism in Eukaryota, Metazoa, Chordata, Actinopteri, Syngnathiformes, Syngnathidae. The transcript is spliced from 5 exons. The coding region runs from base 52 to 444 and encodes 130 amino acids. Gene Ontology annotation, biological process: proteolysis. The record is from RefSeq and is a predicted model, not a curated record.
GUCUUUGUCACAAAAGAUGCGGAGGGAAGAAAACCACCAGUGAGGUCAGUCAUGAUAACUGGUGAAUGCAUUGAUGUUCUUGUUGAUUCGGGAGCCUCAGCUAAUCUCCUGGAUGGAAGAGCCUACAGCGCAUUGAAAACAAAACUCAAACUAGAGCAACCCGCCACGCUCAACCAGUAUGUGAAGCCCGUGGCCCUGCCCAGCAGCUGCGCCCCCGGCGGCACCAUGUGCAAAGUCUCCGGAUGGGACAACACCAUAAGCUCCACCGCCGACAGGAACAAGCUGCAGUGCCUGGACAUCCCCAUCCUGUCAGACAAAGACUGUAACAACUCCUAUCCUGGCAUGAUCACCGAUGCCAUGUUCUGCGCCGGAUACCUGGAGGGAGGCAAGGACUCAUGCCAGGGUGACUCCGGGGGCCCCGUGGUGUGCAACAGCGAGCUUUAGGGUGUUGUGUCUUGGGGUUUUGGCUGUGCUGAGAAGGACCACACGGGAGUCUAUGCCAAGGUCUGCCUUUUCAACGAGUGGCUGGAGAGCACCAUGUCGAGUUAUUAAGCCCCUUCCUGUGACGAUCGCCUCUUCCUCUGCCAACUACCUCAACUGCAACAUCUUUUUGCCACCCACAAUGUCACACGAUUUUCCCCCAGAUGUGCAGCAACUUUCCAUUGUGCUAAAUAAAGGUUCCAACUUUGAGUUCCAUACAAUUGGUUGCAUCAUAUCUCAGCUGCACUGCAUCACUGAAAACAGCCUUAAAUGCU